GUGGUGGAGGUGCGGGGCUCCAAUGGCGCUUUCUACAAGGCAUUUGUAAAGGAUGUUCAUGAGGAUUCAAUAACAGUUUCAUUUGAAAACAAGCUAUCUCCAUCGGGUUUCUGUGGUUUAGGAGACCCCCACCAACCCAGUGCAUGCUGAUACGUCAUUCUGAUCAGCAGCCAGCUACCCAUGGAAUUGACGGCCUCGUGGGAUCUAAAAUUUAAAGGGGGAAAACUGGCAGCCAGAGAGACAGAUUCCAUUCCAUGAUGUGAGAUUCCCACCACCUGUAGGUUAUAAUAAAGAUAUAAAUGAAAGUGAUGAAGUUGAGUCACAUGACAUGUGGAAGUCAUUGAGAUGCUGUUGCUAGGAUAACCUCACUGUAUUACGUAACAGUUCAGGUUAUUUCUUUGGCUAGAGCAGAGUCUAGAGAGCAGUGGAGGCCAGAAGGAAAGGUUUAUUCCAGAGCAAAUGAAAAAGAGCCUUGCUGUUGGUGGUUAGCUAAAGUGAGGAUGAUAAAGGGUGAGUUUUAUGUGAUAGAAUAUGCAGCAUGUGAUGCUACAUACAAUGAAAUUGUCACGAUUGAGCGUCUACGAUCGGUUAAUCCAAACAAACCUGCUACAAAAGAUACUUUCCAUAAGAUCAAACUUGACGUGCCAGAAGACUUAAGACAAAUGUGUGCCAAAGAAUCGGCACAUAAGGACUUUAAAAAGGCAGUUGGUGCCUUCUCUGUAACUUAUGAUCCAGAAAAUUAUCAGCUUGUCAUUUUGUCCAUCAAUGAAGUCACUUCAAAGCGAGCACAUAUGUUGAUUGACAUGCACUUUCGAAGUCUGCGCACUAAGUUGUCUCUGAUACUGAGAAAUGAAGAAGCUAGUAAGCAGCUGGAGAGUUCAAGGCAGCUUGCCUCAAGGUUUCAUGAACAGUUUAUUGUACGAGAAGAUCUGAUGGGUCUAGCUAUUGGUACUCAUGGUGCUAAUAUUCAGCAAGCUAGAAAAGUACCUGGGGUCACUGCUAUUGAUCUAGAUGAAGAUACCUGCACGUUUCAUAUUUAUGGAGAGGAUCAGGAUGCAGUGAAAAAGGCUAGAAGCUUUCUUGAAUUUGCUGAAGAUGUCAUACAAGUUCCAAGAAACUUAGUAGGUAAAGUAAUAGGAAAAAAUGGAAAACUGAUUCAGGAGAUUGUGGACAAGUCAGGAGUUGUGAGGGUGAGAAUUGAGGCCGAAAAUGAGAAAAAUGUCCCACAGGAAGAGGAAAUUUUGCCACCAAAUUCCCUACCUUCCAAUAAUUCAAGGGUUGGACCUAAUCCCUCUGAAGAAAAAAAACAUUUAGAUAUAAAGGAAAACAGCACCCAUUUUACUCAACCAAACAGUACAAAAGUCCAGAGGGGUAUGGUACCAUUUGUUUUUGUGGGAACAAAGGAUAGCAUAGCUAAUGCCACUGUUCUCUUGGAUUAUCACCUGAACUACUUAAAGGAAGUAGACCAGUUGCGUUUGGAGAGAUUACAAAUUGAUGAGCAGUUGCGACAGAUUGGAGCUAGUUCUAGACCACCACCAAAUCGUACAGAUAAGGAAAAAGGCUAUGUGACUGAGGAUGGUCAAGGAAUGGGUCGAGGUAGUAGACCUUACAGAAAUAGGGGGCACGGCAGACGCGGUCCUGGAUAUACUUCAGGAACUAAUUCUGAAGCAUCAAAUGCUUCUGAAACAGAAUCUGACCACAGAGACGAACUCAGUGAUUGGUCAUUAGCUCCAACAGAGGAAGAGAGGGAGAACUUUCUGCGCAGAGGAGACGGACGGCGGCGUGGAGGGGGAGGAAGAGGACAGGGAGGAAGAGGACGAGGCGGAGGCUUCAAAGGAAACGACGAUCACUCCCGAACAGAUAAUCGCCCACGUAAUCCAAGAGAGGCAAAAGGAAGAACAGCUGAUGGAUCCCUUCAGAUCAGAGUUGACUGCAAUAAUGAAAGGAGUGUCCACACUAAAACAUUACAGAAUACCUCCAGCGAAGGUAAUCGGCUGCGCACGGGUAAAGAUCGAAACCAGAAGAAGGAAAAGCCAGACAGCGUGGAUGGUCAACAACCACUUGUGAAUGGAGUACCCUAAACUGCAUAAUUCUGAAGUUAUAUUUCCUAUACCGUUUCCGUAAUUCUUAUUCCAUAUUAGAAAACUUUGUUAGGCCAAAGACAAAUAGUAGGCAAGAUGGCACAGGGCAUGAAAUGAACACAAAUUCUGCUGAGAAUUUUAUUUUAUUUUUUGUAUUGGCCAUAAGCAACAAUUUUUCAGAUUUGCACAAAAAGGAUCUUAAAAUUUGAAACAUUGCUUUUAAGUAUACUUAGCACUUCAGGGCAGGAUUUUAGUUUUAUUUUUUAAAGUACUAAGCAAUGAUAAUAUUUAUUAAUUUGGACCAUUUUCCUGCAUUGGGUGAUAACUCACCAGUUCAUUUCAGUCUUUCUGAAUAAAUAGCAUUUAUGGUAAUCAUACUGGACUUCUGUUUUCAAUCUCAUUUAGGAGUCUAUGAAAUGCUAUGUCAUUUCAUGUCCUGUGUCAGUUUAUGUUUUGGUCCACUUUUCCAGUAUUUUUGUGGACCCUGAAAUAUGUGUGAUGUGACAUUUGUCAUUUUCAUUAGCAAAAAAAAAAAAA
Urocitellus parryii (Arctic ground squirrel) is the source of this 2618-nucleotide messenger RNA. Lineage: Eukaryota; Metazoa; Chordata; Mammalia; Rodentia; Sciuridae. The record is from RefSeq and is a predicted model, not a curated record.